Lichtheimia ornata is the source of this 1281-nucleotide messenger RNA. RefSeq lists its product as uncharacterized. The record is from RefSeq and is a predicted model, not a curated record. Gene Ontology annotation, biological process: protein O-linked glycosylation via mannose. Lineage: Eukaryota; Fungi; Mucoromycota; Mucoromycetes; Mucorales; Lichtheimiaceae. Gene Ontology annotation, molecular function: glucuronosyltransferase activity; xylosyltransferase activity. The transcript has 4 exons. The coding region runs from base 1 to 1281 and encodes 426 amino acids.
AUGCGAGACGGCUUCUCCAUAACACAGGUGCUCAAGUACCUUGCCAUCAUUUACGUUGGCUGCUCCAUUCUAUACGCAACGGGUCAUCUUGCAGGUCUCAUCAACACAUCAAGGUCGUCGAGUAGCCAAUUGACUACAGCACGCUCGGCUCCGCAGGCACCUGUUACAGUUGCCGAGUUACAGCAGCGAUAUCAAGGUGUUCAACAAGUAACCUGGAGCAAUACACAAGAUCAAUAUGAAGCUAUCUCCGAAGACUUGAUGCUCGAUAAGGUGUUUGCAGAUGCCAUGGGACCAUCCAAAGUGAUCCCUUAUUAUUUCAAGGCCGAGGAAUCAUCUGACAAUGAAGAAGUGACGAUCGCCACCCUAGUGACCCACAACCGCUUCAAAGUACUUAGUCGUCUUGCCAGCCGAUACAAAGGCCCAGUGUCUGUUGCCAUUCAUGUGAAUGACGAUGAUACGAAGCAAGUCAUCCUUACCGAUCUACAUCGCCUUUACGACGAGAAUCCUGAUAUGCGACGCUAUGUGGAUUUGCAUUUGGUAGUUGACAAGUUUGAUCGGCAAUUCAACAUGUGGCGUAACGUAGCCAAGUUUUUCGCACGCACUGACUACAUCAUGAUGCUCGACGUUGAUUUUCAUUUAUGCACGGAUUUCCGAAAGUCGCUCAAAGCCAACCCAGAACUCAUGCAAGUAUUACGCAGCGGCACAGGUGCUAUUGUUGUUCCUGCAUUCGAAUACAUCAAUGAAGAGGAUGGCGAGGAUUGGCGUGAAUUCCCAAAGAAUAAGCAAGAGUUAUUGGAAGACGUGCAAAGCGAAAAGCUGGACAUGUUCCAUCGAUCAUGGAGACCCGGUCAUGGAUCGACCAAUUAUACACGGUGGUAUGCAGCCGUUGAUCCUUACAAGGUUACUGAAUACAGCUAUUCGUAUGAGCCCUAUGUCAUCUUCAAGAAGGAGGGUACGCCAUGGUGUGAGGAACGUUUUGUGGGUUAUGGCGCAAACAAAGCAGCUUGCUUGUACGAGAUUUAUUUGGCCGGCAUAGACUACUGGGUGCUUCCUGAUGACUUUUUGAUCCACCAGACUCAUCAUUAUCCAGAAGACACACGUGCACGCGAGCGCAAGUACAACAAGAAGCUAUACGACUAUUUCAGAGAGGAAGUUUGUCUUCGUUAUUCACGUACCAUGAUUGCCGCUGGAUUGUGGGGCACACCACGAGCUGACAACGUUAAACGGGAGUGUGCAAAGAUCAAAGGCUUCAAUGAUAUCAUUUCUCGCAUGCAUGGUUAA